This is a messenger RNA of Achroia grisella, 1949 nucleotides long. RefSeq names its product cytidine deaminase-like. Gene Ontology annotation, cellular component: cytosol. Gene Ontology annotation, molecular function: cytidine deaminase activity; zinc ion binding. The transcript has 2 exons. Lineage: Eukaryota; Metazoa; Arthropoda; Insecta; Lepidoptera; Pyralidae. Bases 72 to 527 code for a protein of 151 amino acids. The record is from RefSeq and is a predicted model, not a curated record.
CAGUUGGUCGGUGACCGUUGGUAGUAUACGACGCUUCAUACAGGCUUCGAUUAGUUGACGACGUGCACGCAAUGGACAAUUGUGAAAUAGUCGAUUUUAACUCAUUGAACGAAACCAUACAGAAUUUAGUAAAACAAGCAGUGGUUGUGAGAAAGUUCUCGUACAGCCCGUAUUCAAAGUUUGCAGUCGGCGCAGCCCUACUCACAGAAGACGAUAACAAGGUCUACACGGGAUGCAACAUUGAAAACGCCGCUCUGGGGCCUUCAAUAUGUGCAGAGCGCGCCGCUGUACCCAAAGCCGUCUCUGAUGGAUACACUAAGUUUAAAUGCAUAGCGGUAGUUGCGCAUCAAACAAAUUUUACUGCACCGUGCGGAGUAUGCCGACAAACACUCAGCGAAUUUCGUGGUUCAAACGGAGAUAUAGACGUGUAUCUGAGCAAACCUCAAAUGGAUCAAGUAUUGUGUACGAAGCUUUCUUACUUAUUGCCGCUUUCGUUUAUUAGCUACACAGAGGACAGUAUUAUAUAGCAUAGGAAGAUUAAUAAACAAACUACUUUGAAUUAAGCGCCUACUAUAAUAAAGGAAAAUAAAACUUUAUAUUUUUAAUUAAAUAUUGUUUUAUUUUCCAAGUUCAGUAAGAUAUCUAAAUUAGAAACAAGAUUCAAUGAGGAUCGCAUAAGUAUUUCAACAUUCACUAUGAGGCGAAAGUUGCAAACAUAAGUACAUUAUUACUAUUAUUGUUGCUGAUACAAACAAUGUUGGCAAUAGAAUAAUUUUGCAAUAUUUUAUAGGUACCUAUUUCCAAGUUCUUGUGAGUAUAAUUAAUUAACGAUUUUAAUGUCAUAUUGUGUAUAUGUACACAAUAUGAUACCCAUGAUUCUUUACAGAGCUACUUAUGUUUUAUAAUUGAAAAUGCAUGCGUUUCAUAAUGAGGUACUUUCAUGAUGUCAAAGUUAUGUAUACAAGAUAUUAUAAAUUAUGCAAGCAAAGUGAAACUAUCUCCCGUCUUAGUUGGUUGUUACUUUAAAUGAUCCUCCUUAAUGGUUCUCAUCUAAGAUAUACAAAAGUACAAAGAUAUUAGGAUACAAAGCAACCACAUAUGUAACAAAAACUAAAUACAAUACUGUCAGUCAAUAGUAAAGUCAGUCAACGUAACUGUGUUAUUUAUCUAUAAAACAACACAAUAAAAACUACAAUAUUUGCUUAAUAUAAAUAUUAAUACCUAAAACAAUAACAAAGAGAAGAGACGGUGGUAAUAACAAUAUCAUUAUGCCAUAUUCAUAACUUACAACUAUGCAUAUAAGUUAUAGACGUGACGACAACGUGUAUUUUAUUAUUAAGAAGAUAGUUAAACGGGUUUUAACACGAAUAAUUUUGUGGUAAAUAAAUUUCUUCGACAUUUCGACUAGAUUGCAUUAGACAUGUUACUCCAGUCAGCUCGUGACCACGGUUAGUGCAACCUAGUCGAAAGCUCGAUAUAGAUAUAAAUACCUUUAUUUACCAUAAAAUUAUUCGUGUUAAAACCCGUUUAACUCCAAUAAUAAUAUUAUGUAUUAAACACGAAAGUUUAAUAAUAAGUAUCGCGUAAUUUAUAUAAUUCUAUCAACAUAUUAUUAUUAUUUAACAAAAUUAGUUUUUUAGAUUUAAAUAAUACAAAAAUAAUUAACACAAAAUUUCUGUAGUACUCAUCGCUUACAUGCAAUUGUGAGUCCAUACGAUGAUAGUAUGAUCAGUACAGUCAAUAUUGUUGUAAAGCUAUUGUAACAUUUCAUAAAAUACACUUAGUAGUUUUUGAGUGAAAGAGUACCAAAAAUCCAUCAUUCAUCUAUGCAUCCUCACAACAUUCGCGUUUAUAAUUUUAAUAAAAUAGACGUUGUAUACUUAAAUUAUCUAACGUUUAUAUUAUACUUACUUAAAGUCACUGAGUACAAUGAGGAAAUAAGGAAUAGA